UUUUACAAGACGAGCAAUUUAGCCUAGCAAUACAAAACCAUGAAGCUUGCUGUUGCUUUAUUACUUUUGACAACACUUCUUGUUCUUUUCUCAGGGUAUGUCAAAGCUGCUGAUGGAUCUGAGGAGGCCAGAGAGCCAAAGUGUGAAUCAUAUGAGUCAAAGAGAUGUCCAAGGAUUUAUUCUCCAGUAUGUGGAAAUGAUGGGAUUUCAUAUGACAAUGAAUGCAAGCUCUGUGUUGAAAAUAUGGAGAAAAAACGUCAUGUUCGUAUCAUCAAGGAUGGAAAAUGUUAAAGAUUUUGGUGCAAAAUUUUAGAGUUGACUUACAAAGUUCAAAUCAGAUGCACAUCAGUAUAAUGAAAUACAAAUGAAAAAUAUAA
Bombina bombina (fire-bellied toad) is the source of this 377-nucleotide messenger RNA. Its product is annotated as serine protease inhibitor Kazal-type 1. Gene Ontology annotation, molecular function: protein binding. Lineage: Eukaryota; Metazoa; Chordata; Amphibia; Anura; Bombinatoridae. The coding region runs from base 40 to 291 and encodes 83 amino acids. The record is from RefSeq and is a predicted model, not a curated record. The transcript has 4 exons.